Messenger RNA from Sphenostylis stenocarpa, 201 nucleotides. The record is from the annotation of a GenBank genome assembly. NCBI's taxonomy places the organism in Eukaryota, Viridiplantae, Streptophyta, Magnoliopsida, Fabales, Fabaceae.
AUGGUCAAGAGCAUAUUUGAGUGCAAUCCAAUUACUCUUUCUCUCUCUAGGCAAUGGGGUGGGAUAGAGUCCUACAUGGAUGAGCAAUGGAAUGGGUCUCUUGAAGAGGUAUAUUUAAGGGAGAGAAAGAAAGAGUGGGGGAGAGAGAAGGAGAGGUUGCUUGGUGAGAGAUCGGAGGUAAUUGAGCGGCAGAUUGCAUGA